This is a messenger RNA of Funneliformis geosporum, 555 nucleotides long. The record is from the annotation of a GenBank genome assembly. NCBI's taxonomy places the organism in Eukaryota, Fungi, Glomeromycota, Glomeromycetes, Glomerales, Glomeraceae.
AUGCUAAUAGCAAAUCAUUUCCUUACGCCUGAAAUUGCUCUCCCUGCUUUGGAGAGCGAUAAACAAGAUUAUUCUGAUUUUAAAACGUAUAUCGAUAAUAGUUCUAACCAAUAUGUUUGUAAUUUUCCUAAUUUAGGGAGGGAUGCAACUUUGGUUAUUCCUAUUCCUGUCAAAGGAGUUGCCAGUCAAGUAAGCGAAGAAUUGAAUAAAGACGGAAAAACAAUAUGGUUAAAUACCCACGGAACAGGAGUUAAUUAUUUGCAUGUUAGAAUUGACAAUUCUCCUAAAUAUUAUUUCUUUGAGGACUACAAAAAUCCAAACUAUGUUCCAAUUCCGCAAACUCCUAAGGAAAAAUUGCUAGCCAACUUGGAUAAAAUAUGCCUAGACCCUACCGGUGAAGCCAAAAAGCACGGACAACAUAAAAUUACCGACCAAAAUGGGGAAGAAAUAAAUUUAGAAGAAUAUUUAAGUUUUGAGGAGCGAGAACGAGAUAUAUUUCACAAAGAAAUUCGCACCGCCAUCAUUAACAAUAUCAAGAAAAAUCCGCAAGAUUGA